CUACAACGAACGAUCGGUUUCCUGCGAAGACUGUCGCCGAUUUCGCCGACGUGCUCGGCGGAUUGCGUGAUUCUCGAGAAGUUCCAGCAUACUCUGUUCGGAGUCGGCGAGGAAUUGAAAGGCGUCUACGCGAACGAAGGCGUGGAGCCGAUGAGUGCCUCGAAUUCCUUUAGUGCUCCUAGUAGCUGAUCUCCAACGGUUCUGCGACAAGUUCUCGUGACGAAGAUGCUGUCCUCCGUCAUCCCCUGUUGCAAAGCUAUCCGGCCCUGCGCAAUACCGAAUUAUGGCCGAGCCAGGAAACCUCGACAUGUCAGCAUCAGCAUGUCUGGAUGAGAUGGCGGAGUCCACGCUCCGAAAGUCGAAGGACAAAUCUGCACCGGCGCAUUCCAGGAUCAUUGCACGAGGUGUCGCCGAUGAAUGUACCUCAUCGGCCAAAGACUACAACUCUGGACGCGCUCCGAUCCACUUAUGAGACAGGUCAUAUAUUGGCCACCACACACAUCUCACCUGCGAUGCAGCGCCGGCAAUCGCGGCUUUUUCUAUGACGUUUUGCAUUAUUGACGGCGUUUCAACAACCAGGGCGGCAUUAUCAGAUGUCGAACCAUUUAUGGGUAUGUGGUCAACAUCUAUGGGAGGCUAGCGCUGUAAUCUUUCAUUCACUUUUUCUCUUGUUGUAAAGCAUCGAUUUCACUCGCAAAGCGAUAUACCAGGCUCUCUAUAUGCCAUUGCGCCGGGCGGCUUGGGUUCUGUUUUACCAAGCCUGGUCCGACAGGAGGGACCAUGGAUUGGGGAGAAGGGAGAGGAUUCUUUGACGUUUUUGUUGUUGCAAACGAAGGAACCCGAUCCUCACGAAGGGAAACGGCCGCGCAACAAUGUGGAUUGUACAGUAUUAAGGACGAGCUUUUAGCAAUGGUAACCAGACAGGCGAGAAUGUAGUGCGCAGUAUCUGAGACGUGACUCUUCC
Messenger RNA from Pseudocercospora fijiensis CIRAD86, 964 nucleotides. RefSeq lists its product as uncharacterized. The record is from RefSeq and is a predicted model, not a curated record. The transcript has a single exon. Bases 330 to 545 code for a protein of 71 amino acids. NCBI's taxonomy places the organism in Eukaryota, Fungi, Ascomycota, Dothideomycetes, Mycosphaerellales, Mycosphaerellaceae.